GAGUACGGAGUGCAAGUGUGUGUUUCACAAAAUAUAUCCGUCUUUCGUUUUAAGGAUGCCAAUGAUGUCGCUGAGCCGUGCGAACGCUUGAAUCUUCAAUUUUCUGCCUUACCUACAAAGCUUUACAACUAGCUGCGAUCGGUACAUAUUACGCUCCAUUGGUCAUUUUUGCCGUCUGGUUAUCUAUUUUGAUGUUGGCAACAUGCCGGUGACGUCGGAAGAAGAGGACGAGGACGAGGAUGUGACGCUCCAUUCGGAAGAGGACGCCUCGCACUCUGAAGUAUCGACGUCCGACUACGAAGACGACGACGAGCUGCCGCCUCGGCAGCCCUUUUCGCAGCACACAUUUGCGCCGCCCUUCUACGGCCGACCGCCAACGCCCCUGCCGCCGUCGCCGUCGUUGACGUCGCUCCUCAGGCCCUCGCGGCCCACGACGCCCGAUGCAUCCGACGACGACGCCGAGCAACAGCCCGUGCCCCGGGCCAGCCCCCAGGUGCCCACGUACGAGUACUAUGGUUUCGUGCUGUACCUGCUGAGCAGCCUCGGCUUCCUCAUCUACCUGCUGUGGAGCUACCUGCCGUCGCCCUUCCUGCACGCCCUCGGCAUCUACUACUACCCUAACCGUUGGUGGUCGCUCGCCAUCCCCAGCUUCCUGGUCGUUCUGUUCGUGUACAUUUACGUCGCGCUCGCCGCAUACAACACCGAGGUCCUCACGCUCCCGCUGAGCAGCAUCGAGACGGUAGUCGACGACGCUGCCCAGAUUGCCGUUCUGGACUCGCGCGGGCGGAUCCGCGAUGACGAGAAGAGAAAGACGGAUCGCAGGCGCGCCGAGAGAGAGAGCCGCCGCCAGCAGCAGCAAGGCCAAAAGGGCCAGAGACGCGGGGGGCGCGAUGACGGCGAUCACAACGGCAGCGGUCGGCGCGGCGAGCAGGAACGCGACCUCCUGACCCCCGCCGGCGGUCUCAACUGGCGCGAGGUCUGGAACGAGGGCACCGAUGCCGUCAUGGACAUACCCCUCGCUGGCGUCUGCGAGGUGGUCUACGGCGAGGGCAGGGAUAUGAGCGACGAGGACGAUGAUGAUGGCGGUAUGAUAACUAGGCUAUGACAACUCGGAGCUAGCGAAUGAGUCCCGGGGUUCUUACAUUGAGCUUGAGGUGCCAUUUUUAUUAAAUAAUUAAUACAAUAAUCUGAUUUCAGAAGUCCGAUUUACAAUAAACGUUGCAUAUCCAACAAUUGAAUGCAUACGAGUAAAUUAUUAGUCAAUGACGAUCUCAAACCCGCCUAUAUGGUUAAUUAGGUAUCUUAUGACUUACG
Molecule: messenger RNA, 1314 nt
Organism: Lasiosphaeria miniovina
Lineage: Eukaryota; Fungi; Ascomycota; Sordariomycetes; Sordariales; Lasiosphaeriaceae
Product: PIG-P-domain-containing protein
Exons: 2
Coding region: 203-1105 (300 amino acids)
Biological process (GO): GPI anchor biosynthetic process
Cellular component (GO): endoplasmic reticulum
Source: RefSeq, a predicted model, not a curated record